Colletotrichum phormii is the source of this 1434-nucleotide messenger RNA. RefSeq lists its product as uncharacterized. NCBI's taxonomy places the organism in Eukaryota, Fungi, Ascomycota, Sordariomycetes, Glomerellales, Glomerellaceae. The record is from RefSeq and is a predicted model, not a curated record. The transcript has 3 exons. The coding region runs from base 1 to 1434 and encodes 477 amino acids.
AUGGGCGAGAACAGCAAGCGAGUCCGGCAGCGAAGCCGUGAGUCUAUUACUCGCGGCAAGUCUAGCCAGGUCUUGGAGGUCAAGCGUCCCAAACUUAGCACCAAUGUGCCUGUCGAUGUCAUCCAGCAACCUACCCCCCAGUCACCGAUGGGCUGGUCCAGCAUGAAGGACUUCCUCAUGACGGAGCUCAGGAGGGAGAUGGGACUUCCCCUGCACCGCCAUCAAUCCAAGGACAACGUCGACGAGAAGAGCGUCAACUUGGCCUGCCCCCUUUUUAUCAAAAACCCGGCAGCAUUCACUCAUGUCCGGAACUCCUGUACUGAUGGAAACAUCAAGGGUGGGAUCGGUAAAUUGAUCGAGCACAUCAAGCGAGUUCAUCUGAGAAGUGACAAGCAGUGCCAUCACUGUGGAGCCCGAUUCGGCUCAAAGCCAGCGGAAUCCAAGUCAUCACACUCGCGCAGCUGCACCAAGGUGUGGUCGCCUCACGAACCCCCAUUGCUCUCGGAAGACCAACAACGUGUUCUGGAGAACAUUUCCGUGAGAGCCAGUGGACAAUCGCUCGACUACAAGUAUCGCCACAAGCUUCUGAUGAAGCUCUACCCCGGACAGGAGGACUGGGCGAAGAAAGUGGAGAUUUACCACGACGCUUAUUCUCCCUGUCUUUUGCCUACGCAACUCAUGUUUGAUGCGAUGGAAAAGGCUGUGGACAGAUGGGAAAGGGGGUACGCCGCACACUACGACUCUGACGGAAGCGAUGCCGACUCGGAGAGGUCCCGCGAGUAUCGGAGACUCUCCGGAUCGAGCCCGAGUGCAUCCUCUACCGAUGCCUCAAGUGCUUAUCCUUCUGCGAGCUCCGGUGGAUAUAGCCGGACCGUCGGAAACGGCAACGGAUACAGCUCACAUCACACUUAUCACAACUCUGGCUACCAAGACCAUAACUGGGGCAUGGACAACAUGUCUCUUGCUACAGACUCUACACAACACGUUACAACUUCCGGAAUGACAUCAUCAUCACGAGAAUCGCGAAAGACCCGAUCAAAGAGUCGGCCUAUCGAGGCUGACUACGCGGGCAUGCAGCUCCCGACAGACUACCAGACUUACUCCCACUCCGGUACAGUGGACGACUUUGACGAACUCAACGCCGCAGGCUUUGAAGCAUUUGAGCCGGUCUUUGACGUCGUCUCAACUGUUCCAUCCGACUACCACUCUUACACCAUGGACACUGACCAGGUCCUCCCCUUCGACUACCCUACUCAAGGUCACUACUCAAAAGACACAAUCAACCCCAAGGAUAUACACAACACUUUGAUCGGAAUGGGAUCGGCGACGAUGCCGAGGUAUCUCAUGGAUAACGAAGAGGACUCUGGCAUUAUACUGCAGGAUACCCAGGAAUAUUUGGGCUUUGCUGGUCAAGCUAGGAGGUCUCAUAGAUAG